CAGCUCACUGCAGUGUAACGAAAGUAGUGGUCUUACAUUUCACAGGCUCUCCAGCGCCACGCCAAGCCAGCGUCACAGCCACAGCCGUAUUCUGUCGUUUUUUUUAAUUUGCGUUGAAUCAUUCUAACGCACCGGGACUUUGGAGAUACGGACCGCGUGCAAAUGUUAAAAGUCAAUCUGGAUCAUAUGCUACGUUCAUCCUUUAUGCGCUCUCCAGCGGCAAAACCUGGCGAGGGGAGUGAACUGACAGAGUUCUGCUAUGUAAACUGACACCAGCAUCUUUCUCGUUUUCUCGUUGUUUGGAAAGAAAACAUGGGGAGACAAAGACGCUAUGACUAAAUGCUUUUUAUGCUCGAAAAUGUGGAAACUCUGAUCAAUGAAGGUGUUAUUCCAGCUUGGACUUUACUAGGCUCGACGAAAGGUUGCGUUCCAAUAUUCCGUGCUUUACGGAAUCGGUUGUGCUAAAAGACUUCACAGCCUGAAUAUUACAUUGUUACUACUGCGAGGGGCACCGUACAAGAUACUACCUUCACUAAGGCUUCCAAGGGGGACUGCCUUUAGUGUCUCGAGUUGCCAUCUCUCGGCGUCCAAUCAGAGGAGCUGCAAAAUAACUGUGUGGAGAGCAGGACUGACAGGAGACAUGGGCGGAGCUAAAGUCCUGCUCCUGAUGCUUGUCAUUGGCUGGGACAAGACGAUGUGUGUCAACUGGAAUCCAAUCCCCCGCAAGACGGUCCGGCACACUGAAGUGUCAGACAGCAUGGCGCGGUUUCACGCGGCGGGAGUGUGCAAUUACAGCAUCUUGACGCUGUCCGAGCAUGACAAGGUGCUGUAUGUCGGCGCAAGAGAGGCCCUUUUCGCCCUGGACCCCAAUGACAUCAGCACGCAACUGAGGCCUCAGAUUGAGUGGCCAGCCCCUCAGGACAAGAAGAAAGAGUGCGCUUCGAAGGGAAAAAACAACCAGACGGAGUGCUUCAACUACAUCCGACUCCUGCAGAGCUACGAUCACACACAUCUCUACACCUGCGGCACCUACGCCUUCCAGCCCAAGUGUGCUUUCAUUAACAUUGACCACUUCAGUCUCAACACUGCCGCCCUGGAGGAUGGCAAGGGAAAGUGUCCAUAUGACCCUGCUAAGAGCUACACCGGUCUCAUCAUUGAUAAAGAACUGUACUCUGCCACCUUCAACAAUUUCCUGGGCACUGAACCAGUGAUUCUGCGUAACCUGGGCCAGCAGCACUACAGCAUGAAAAGUGAACCUACAUGGCUUGGUGAGCCAGAGUUUGUGGGCUCAGCGGUGGUGAGGGAGAGUCGGAGCAGCAGCGAGGGUGACGAUGAUAAGAUCUACUUCUUCUUCAGCGAGCGUGCCGUCGACCUGGACUGCGAUCCAGAGCUCACUGUAGCCCGAGUGGCCCGCAUCUGCAAAGGAGAUAUGGGGGGCACUCUGACCCUGCAGAAGAAGUGGACCACCUUCCAGAAGGCUAACCUGGUGUGCUCGCUCCGUGACCGCCACGUCACGUUCAACAAGCUGCGGGCCGUCUUCACCCUGCCGGGAGUGGACUGGCGGGGCACCAGCUUCUUCGGCCUCUUCCACGCCCAGUGGGGCGAUGUGGACGUGUCGGCUGUGUGUCAGUACCAGAUUGAGGACAUGAGGAGAGUGUUUAACGGGCCUUAUAAGGAAAUCCAGCAGGGCUCUGGGCGCUGGACGCGCUACCGGGGCGCCGUGCCCAGCCCCCGACCAGGAGCGUGCAUCACCAACUGGCACCGCGAGAACAACUACAACAGCACCCUGCAGCUCCCAGACACCACCCUCAACUUUGCCAAGAGCCACCCGCUGAUGGAGGAUGCUGUGGAGGCGCAGCCCCUGCUGAUCACCAAGGGGGUCAACUUCACCCGGCUGGCCGUGGACCGGGUCAGCUCACUGGACCAGCGCCAGUACAACGUGCUCUUCAUCGGCACGGCGGAGGGAUGGCUUCAAAGAGUGGUAAUCCUGGGCACUGAGGCCCACGUGAUUGAGGAGAUCCAGCUGUUUGAUACCCCGCAACCCGUGGACAGCUUGACCAUAUCCCACACCAAGAAGUAUUUGUACAUUGGCUCGAGCUCCGCGGUUCUCCAGCUGCCCUUGGCCAAUUGCAGCCGUUACCACUCGCAGCCAGACUGCCUCCUGUCCAGGGACCCGUACUGCGCCUGGGACAGCGAGGGACGGGCCUGCAUCCGCUUCGACCUCCACGGCGGGUCGACCUCCACGCUGACACAGGAUCUCAUGCUGGAUAGAUUCAAAGGCAAGUCCAAGAUCCAGAAGCCUGUCUCCAUCCCCAGCCCAGAGCACUCCAGGCUGAAGAACGUGACUGUGGUUGUCGGGUCUGACCUGGUGCUCCCCUGCCACCUCGUGUCCAACCUGGCCCAGCCCUCCUGGUCCCUGAACGACAAGGAGCUGGACCUGGGCAACGAGGCCAGCUCGGGGCCCCGGUUCGACCGAGCCCUGAGGGCCCUGGUGGUGCCCGAGGCCGGCGCCCCCCAGGCGGGCCGCUACGUGUGCUACUCGGAGGAGCAGGGCGUCAAGUUCCAGACGGAGCGCUACCAGGUGGCGGUGGUGGCCAGCGCCCCGAUCGUCAUGGAGUCCCGGGCUCCAGACGGCAGCAUGGGGCUCUUCUGGGUGCUGGUGAUCACCCUGGGGGUGGCCUGUCUGCUCCUGCUCAUCGUCUCCCUCUAUCUGCGGCGCCGGCUGAAGCUGGCCUUGGGCAAGGGUGCCGAGAUGAAACCGCUGGAGAGCACGCUGGUGUACCCCAUCACCCUCCCCAAGGAGCCGCCCACGUUCGUGCCCAGCAAGAUGCCCAACGACGAGGACCGCUUCUGGGAGACGGGCGCCAACUACUACUACUCGGACGGCUCGCUGAAAAUCGUGCCCGGGCACGCGUUGUGCCCCGCGGCAAGCUCCUCGUCGCCCAGCGCCAUCCCGGGACAGCCCAUCCACUCUCCCAGCCGCCUGAGCCUGACCAGUAUCCGCAACUCGGGCGCCAACGGCUACAUCCGACUCAACCUGAGCACGGCCGGGGAGGAGAGGAGCAGUGGGGGAGGCCUCACCACCGGAGGUGGGGGAGCUCUAAGCGGCAGUGGGAACGACUACUCCAGCCCCUUCAGGGAGGAGCUGCGCCGAACCCUCCAGCAGAGGAGCGUCCUGCCCGACGCCAACCCGGAGGAAUCCUCCGUGUAGGUGCGGGCGGGGCUUCUCGUCGGAGCAAGGCAGUGGACGGACUGGCCCAGCAAAGUGACCUACCUCCCUCCUGGAUGGAGACUUCUUUCUCUCUCACUCACUUACUCGCUCUCUCACUCAAUCACAAUCAAGACUCGACCGUUCCUCCUACCCUCUCUCCCUGGCUCCCCCUUUGCUUAUUCAGCUCAACGUGACUUUUCUUGGCAAAUUUCAAAGCGCUGUCCCCGUUGGGCGAUGCUCCAAAACCUGCUUCAGUCUGCCCUACACACAAACACACACGCACACACAGACAGAUUUCAGCUCCAUUAAAGCCUGCUCCCUCUAACCGACGCAUUGCAACCUUUGCCGUGACUACAAGAUCCUUUGUGCAAUUUCUACAUUGUGUAAAUUCUGUAUGUAAAGACACUGCAAGCGGGAAUCUGUGAAAUUGCACCUUGAGCAUGUCACAUCCGGUUUAGGUUCAGAGGGCACUGUGAACACUGAAUAGAAUACAUUGAGCCAGCCAUCCAGACAGACCUUGGCCAGGAGCUGUAAUGCUCAAGCAAACUGCGAGAGACACCAUUGGAAAAACUCGCCAAGUUUCCCGUAGGAGGUUCAAUUAUUUGCUUGCUGCACUUUCACCGCCGUCUGGCCACGUUUUUUUUUUUUUUUUGCCUUUGGUGAGCAGAGAGAGUCAGAGAGUGAUAUAUACAGGAUGAACUGAAAACUCAGACUAAGCAAGACGACAAUCAUGUGCGCCUCUCCGGGGACAGGCCUGGCUGGGGCCGCACAGGAGAGAGAGAGAGAGCGGGGGAAAAAGAGAGUGAGCAAUGUGAGGAAAAAGUAAAAGACAUGCAAAUGAAGGACAAAAGUUCAGACUUUUCUCAGAAGCUCAUUUAAUACACCCCCCCCCCCCCCCCCCCCCCAUGCUGUGUUUCCUCUGAGAAUGUUUUUUCAGCCCUUCAGCACUAAUAUAUUGUGACGGUGUAAAUUAAAACAUUUCUAUGUUCAUUUUGUAUUUUCUUCGGAAGAAUGGACACAAGAGCUGAUGACCAGUUGCAGCUCCGUGGAAUCGCCCCUGUGUUAAAUGAGUGCAAAUUAGAAUGUGAAAGGAACGCUUAUUCCGACCCCGCUUUCAUCUCGCCCAGUGAGAGUCACUUUCACUGUGCAUUAUGAAGCGGGAGGAAAACAGAACUCGCUGUAAGACAACCCUGUUUGAAAUGUUAUAUGAAGAUGACUGCAUUGGAUGUCUCAACAAGUGCAUUAUUGUAUGCAUAAUUAUGGAGGAGAUGGGUAGAACUGCCAAAAAAAGAAUGAAAGAUGAUGUAAACAAGCCCUUUGCCACCCUUGUAUGCCAAAUUAUAUGUAGGUGGGUGAUGUAAUGUGCCCUGGAGCAUCCAAUGGAAAUAGUCUGGGACAGUGUGUCCCUGUGUUCCUUGCCCUGAUGAAUGGCGUGUAGGAUGGAUGGUGUUCAGUGGAAGGAGACGGACGGCCCUUAGAGGACGGCCAGAGAGGUGAUUGGGCAGGCGGGCAGGCUGACGGGCGACUGGAUGCCCCAUUGAGAGCUGCGUUGCUGAUGAAACACAGUGGUGGUUUUAGGGUGCAUCUGAGACUGGACGACUCCAAGAUGACAGUCUGGUCAUUAUCCGAAAGAGGAGAAAAAAUGAAGGGGGUUUUAGAGUAUUGAAAUGACACCAUGCGUGAAGAGGUACUUUUAUGGCCACUAUUGGUUCAUGUUGCAUGAUCUGCUACAAGUCUUCUGUACUGUACAUUACCAUAGCCAUUACAAUAGAAAUGUUUGUUUCAUCAGUAGCUGGACAGACAAGUUUUAUUUUUUAUCUCAAGUGAAGUUUCUAGUGUAGGGUUACUGGUGGCUUAAAUAAAAAAAUUAAAAAAUCAGUUUUUGUGCUGUUAUGACAUGUUUACUUUAGCUGUGCCUCUUCACCUUGGUUAAGCCAAAGUAGACUGCAUUUUUUUCUAACUCUUACUCCUGGUUGCAUCUGAUUUUAUGCAUUACUUUAUCUGACGUUUAAGUCCGUCCACUGCACCAAACACAUCUGAUUUCUGCUAUAUCAAUUAAUACACAUGUAUUCAAUAAAACCCUCUGAUCAAUAUACUUUCAAGAACACACAGCAUGCCGUAGUACAUUUUCUACUCUUCAAUUUCUACACGUAGCAAUUCAUAUGUGAGAGACAGUGAUGCUCUAAUCCAUUGUUUGUGACUCAGAAUGUUUCUUUGUCUUCUUGGGGUUUCUGGAUAUUUUACAGCUUGAAAGCCCUGUGCACACGAUGCACCCCACAGUCAAACUAAAAGAGCUCUCAGGGCCAAAAUCUAAAGCUUAAACUUUUCUCUGUUGUUAUUGCAAAACUAUUAUCUUUCAUUUCUUCUUUUGAGACAAACUGGGUUGGUUUCUUUUAAGCAACACACUGCUGCUUUGUUGAUAGAUUAUCGUAAAUUAUUGUUGGACUGUCUGGAAACUAACUUAAUAGAUACAGAAUUCUGGCUGCUGCUGUAUCUAAUGCACGACUGUGUAUUAAUUCUGAUUCUGAUAUGUCCAAAUCAUUAUUCCUUUGUUCCAAACAAGGUCUCUUUUUUAGGCCUUUUUCUCAUAGUGCUUUAAUUUUGCUGUUUGUUUAUUUGGAUGUUUUUUUUAUUAACAUAAUUCCUAUUUCUGUCAUGUUUUCAUGUACAUUCUUCUUUGUUGCAUUUUAAUAUUCUGUUUUUUAUUUUAAGUUUAAUGUUUAAGUAACUUAUUUUGUGUGUAAAAAAUGUCAAUAUUUAUUACCAUUGUACAUAUUUCCCUAUUUUUUAUAUAUGUAU
Molecule: messenger RNA, 6010 nt
Organism: Alosa sapidissima (American shad)
Lineage: Eukaryota; Metazoa; Chordata; Actinopteri; Clupeiformes; Clupeidae
Gene: sema4c
Product: sema domain, immunoglobulin domain (Ig), transmembrane domain (TM) and short cytoplasmic domain, (semaphorin) 4C
Exons: 16
Coding region: 641-3211 (856 amino acids)
Biological process (GO): muscle cell differentiation; negative regulation of axon extension involved in axon guidance; axon guidance
Molecular function (GO): semaphorin receptor binding; chemorepellent activity
Source: RefSeq, a predicted model, not a curated record